Molecule: messenger RNA, 942 nt
Organism: Rotaria sordida
Lineage: Eukaryota; Metazoa; Rotifera; Eurotatoria; Philodinida; Philodinidae
Source: the annotation of a GenBank genome assembly
AUGUCAGAUCCUCGUCGAUCAACUCCCAAACCAGAGUCUGAAAAAAAACACGCUUCGGUAGUUAAAAAAUCUGAACGAGCUCCAUCAGCAUCUGCUUCUACAGCGGCUGGACCUAAAGAACUACAUGUAUCAACACCGAAUAGAUUUAUGAUGGGAAAGCCUGCACCAAAACACAUACCAACAAAAGACACUCCAUCGUCUAAGCCUGAAGCAUUGUCUGGUGCGCCGAAAGGAUUGCCGCCACAAGCUGCAAAUAAUAAAUCUCAAUUACCUAAAGCAGCAGCAGUUGCAUCUAAUGAAAAGAAUAUAAAUACGAAUUAUAAAGAUCAAAAUGAUAUACAAGAAGUAAAAGUCACUUUAUCAAAACAAAAAUCAGAAAUAGAUAUGUGUCCUAUUUGUUUGGAUGAGUGUACUGAACCAAAACAACUUGAUAAAUGUGGUCAUACAUUUUGUUCAACUUGUAUUGAUCCAUAUUUUCAAACAAUUAAACCUCAAUGUCCAUGUUGUUUUACUAUCUAUGGUGAAAUUCGAGGAAAUCAACCGGAAAAUGGUCAAAUGAAAUAUAUUGUUCGGAACCGUCGUUUACCAGGUUUUAAACAUAAUUCAAAUGGUACAAUUGAAAUAACAUAUUAUUUUCCUGAUGGUGUUCAAGAUGAUAGACAUCCAAAUCCAGGUACGCGAUAUCAUGGAACGACUCGUAUUGCUUAUUUACCUAAUAAUAGUGAUGGUCAACAUAUACUUAAACUACUUGAGAGAGCUUUUGAACUUCGUCAAAUCUUUACUAUUGGUCAAUCUCGAACAACAGGUUCCGAUAAUGUUGUUACAUGGAAUGAUAUUCAUCAUAAGACAAGUAUUUAUGGUGGGAUGGUAAACUUCGGUUACCCAGAUGAAACAUAUUUUAAUCGAGUUCGACAAGAAUUAGCAGCAAAAGGAAUUCAAUGA